UCCUGCUAGUUCAAACUAACCUGUUUCUGUUUUUAGGCUGACUUGUAUCGUCUCUUACUAUUUCAUCUAACCCAAAACUCUAAAACCACCGCCCUUCCACCUUCCGGCACCAUCCUUCCUCGUUUACUUCUGAAAUUGCAUGACGGUACGUGCGUGAAAGUUGUGAAGCUACAAAUGGUAGCUUUUGGAUUUCCGCGCGUCUGGAGAAAAUUCACGCUGCGUGUACACACACUUAGGGUUAGACCCUUCAUUCCAGGCCAUAUUAAUUCAAAGAAUGCGAAGGGAUGCAUAUCCUUCGACAAGGUCUUUGAACCAUCUUCUACCCAAGAUAUUGCAGUCACUUAUUGGAUCAGUUCUUGAUGGAUACAAUGUCUACAUGCGGCCAGACGGGAUCAGGAAAAAGUUACACUGUAUUGGACACAAAGAGAUCACAUAAAAGGCCAGGGUGUAAAUGACAGGGUUCCAACUGAUUUGUUUCUCUACGACAUUUCCAAGUCAGGUCAUGGUUGGAUCUCUCUCUAUUUCUAACAUCACUUCCCCCAAAUAUGCAAUGAUAUGUGUCUGGUUGUAUGUUUGUUAAGAUCUCACAAACUUCCUAAAUUUGGUAUUGGUUUGGUUGUGCAGGUGCUCAAUAUGGUCACCAAGUCUUUUUCUGUCUGAGUUAAUACUUUCUCAUCCAAAAUUAUUCUAUAAUAAUAUAUUGUGCUUUGAGAUGUAUUAAACUGAACAACAUGGAAAUCAAUUCCUCCAACAGAUCCUUUCCCAACAGUAUUUACGAAAGAUGGUUGUUUACAGAGCUGCCUCAUAAACUUGAUGUCAAUGGGAUUGGUUGCAAAACCUUGCAUGAGCAACUAUCAUUUAAACUUUAUAAAACAAACUUAAAUGCCGAGAAGAGGAUGGACUAUUUAUGGAUUUCAAGGUACCUCUAAAGUCAUGCCCAUGAAUAAUUGCGAUAUGCUUACAGUGUAAAACUUUUUACACUGACAGGGCAUGACAAUUAAACUCUUUAUUAAAAAUAUUAUAGGCCAACAAAAAUUUCACAUUUUCUAGUUUCAAAGAAAUGUCAUUAUUCAUGUCAUCUAUUACAAAGUCAAUUCAAGAAGGAGUGAGUUGAUUGUAAAGUCUCGAAAAAACGUAUACAUAUAUGUCACAGUUCUAGGUGCUUGUUGCUUUAAAUUUCAUGUUACAAUCCACCCACUCCUCCUUGUAUUGACUUUGUAAUGGAUGACAUGAAUAAUGACAUUUCUCUGAAGCUAGAAAAUGUGAAAUUUUUGCUGCCCCGUGAUAUUUUUGAUGAAUUGUUUUAUGAAACAUUGAAAGAAAACAGCAGCAGAUCACUCAGCGGCGAUGUCAACAAAGGAUUUUGGGAGGAGAGCACUGCUAAAGGUGCAAAUUCUGUGCAUGAUCCAGCACCAAAUGACGAGGCUCUUGAGAAAAAUGCAGAGCAUAUUGUACCAAAACCAACUUGGGCCGACAUUGUUAAAGGAGAACCUAGCAACUUCAAUGUCAAAAAAAAAGGAAAUGAGUCAUUUCCUCCAUUAAUGCCCUCUGUAAAGUUUGAAAAACCUGGAUGUAAAGGACUGUCCCCAAUUAUGAAUGUGCAACAAGUAGGUGAUACAAGCAAAAGGAGCGAAAAGAAAAACAAAGGUGGCCAGCUGCUUUUUGGAAAUGAAACUAUGAAGAAGUGAAAGAAAUCUCAUUCCUAAGGGAUGCCAUUACCCUAUAAGUGGUCUUAUUAAUAUGUUAAAAUAAAAGAUAAGUAGAACUAUCAGAGAAGAAUAUUCUGUUUUGAAUAAGGUUGCUAACUUGUCAUUAUAAUGCGCUUUUGCUUUUUUUUGUUGUAAUAAAACUUCUGAAGUUUUAUGUUGGAACUGGUUAGUACAUAAUUGAAAUUGGGGAACCGAAUUCUUUAUUGAAUUUAAA
Molecule: messenger RNA, 1923 nt
Organism: Cicer arietinum (chickpea)
Lineage: Eukaryota; Viridiplantae; Streptophyta; Magnoliopsida; Fabales; Fabaceae
Source: RefSeq, a predicted model, not a curated record